Messenger RNA from Pseudomassariella vexata, 645 nucleotides. RefSeq lists its product as uncharacterized. The transcript has a single exon. Bases 1 to 645 code for a protein of 214 amino acids. NCBI's taxonomy places the organism in Eukaryota, Fungi, Ascomycota, Sordariomycetes, Amphisphaeriales, Pseudomassariaceae. The record is from RefSeq and is a predicted model, not a curated record.
AUGCCCUAUAACAGCAAUCAAACACCGCCACAGAGAGUCAGGUUCGAGGCGGGCGCCAAAACCUACCCCUCACCCGAAUCAUCUUCUGAUGGUAAUGCGAACCGGAUACAGACAGAGAACGGCGAAUUCGCCUCUUCGCCAACUCUGCCACCACCACCGCCUCCGAAACCACCAAAGUCUGAGAGGACGACACAGAACGAGAUCGCCAAACUGCAGUCAUCCAUCAGAAAGGACCUGCAAGAACUGGAACAGAUCAAGCGCCGGCAAAUCUGGUAUCAAGAGCAGGAAUUGCAGCUUCUCCUGCGGCAAUCCGAGCAGCAGCUGCAUCAUCAGUCUGGGUCGCUUCCCAUUUCUCCACCGCCGAACGGGAACAGUGAAGGGUUUCUCCCUAUAUCAUCACAAAAACCCAGAGAGGUUUCAAAUAGCUCAAAACCUACGACAACGACUACUGAAAGGCAGGCGAGAUCCACGUCUAGGAAUCGUACGCUCGCUAGGAAACCAAGCUUAAAACUUGCCACAGAGCCUACACCGGCGGCAAAAGGCGCAGGCACGGGUGCGGGUACGGGUGAGAAGAAGGAUGAGGAGGAGCUGUUGCGUCAGCAAAUUCUGGGGCAUUGGAUGUCGCAUCGGACGCAUGCCCGUUAA